AGCACCUGUGUAGCCAUGACAUCCCAGCAGCAGAGUGGCCUGUCACAGCUUGAGGAAGCCGGCCAGCGCGUCACUGGAAUGCUGCUGGAACUUUCCACGCGGCCGUAUAAAAGCAGCAGUGCUACUGGCUACUGGGACAGAAGCAAGCAAGAGACCAAACAGCCCAGCCGCCAAGUAAACAGCUGCCGCCUGCCCUGCGCCCUUUACUUCAACCGCAUAGCACAGCCACAGCAGCAGCCACCCGCAGAUCUGCAGCUCAACAUGCUUUGCCCAAGCGCAUUCCACCAGCCCGCCGCCCUCAGCCCAUUCAUGGACUUCCACUGGCCCGUGCGCAGCCUGUGGCCUGAGACGAGGCCGCUGUUCUUCCAGAUGGAGCAGGAGAUGAUGAGGCACAUGCAGGAGAUGAGGAACAACAUGGAGUUCAUGGAGCGCCUCCACCAGAAGAUCUUCAACGAGAUCGACCAAGGCAUGUCCCUCACCACCUUCAAGCCCAUCACCUUCCAGGUGGGCAAGAGGGGCGAGCAGUUCGCCGUGACGCUGGAGACCAAGGACUACGCCCCCGGGGAGCUGGAGGUCAAGCAGGUGGGCAGGAAGCUGCGGGUCAGCGGCAAGACUGAGAAGAAGCAGGACGAUGGCAAGGGCUCCUACUCCUACAAGAGCCAGGAGUUCAGGCAGGAGUUCGACCUGCCCGAGGGGGUGGAUCCAGAGACUGUCACCUGCUCGCUCGCCGAGGGCAGACUGCAGAUUUCGGCGCCCAAUAAGGCCCUGCCUGAGGGGGGCAAGGAGCGGGUAGUGCCCAUCGAGCUCGCCCCGGGCGUGAAGAGCAAAGACACUCAGGCUCUGACAGAUGGGGAGGCAGCCACUUCUACUAAGGACUAAUACUCUGGUGCCAGUCAAGUGGUCACACAAACAAAUGGUCACACAAACAAAUGGUCAUGCUGGUAUCAUGCCGACAAAGGAAGUACUUAGGCUGCUUGAUUUAAUCGAUUUUGACUGUUUUUCUCAGCACCUAACCAAAAGUUUUGCUAAAAGCAAUUGUUUUGUUUUGUUUGUUUUUUAUUUGUAAAUGUCGUUUUACCUGGGGAAAAAAAUGUUUAACUAUCAGUUUCUUUCUGCACAUGUCUUUAAUAAUUAAAAGAAAGAAAUUAUUUCAGUUUUGGACAUUUGUUUGAGGCUUUCAUUCCAAAACAUGUUGCUGAACAGUAAAAUGGAAACUGCGUCUGGGCACAUUUAAUCCCCCCUAUCAGCUUUGGUAGCCUAUAAAUGGAUAUUCUGAGAUUGUAUUGUUUACAUGUUUACAUGUGUAACUAUGGAGCUUGGUGCUCUGUAGUUCUUUUCCUUUUUUCCCAAUUGUCUAUUUUCAGACCAUGACUGAAAUUUAAUAUCCAUGUCUAUUCUUAUGAAUCGUGAGCUCACUCUUUUAUGUCUCGUCUCUUUGCCCUGCUUGGUAUUCUUUUAGAUAAAAUAUUUCAUUUUAAUGCACAUA
Molecule: messenger RNA, 1486 nt
Organism: Engraulis encrasicolus (European anchovy)
Lineage: Eukaryota; Metazoa; Chordata; Actinopteri; Clupeiformes; Engraulidae
Gene: hspb9l
Product: heat shock protein, alpha-crystallin-related, b9-like
Exons: 1
Coding region: 16-879 (287 amino acids)
Biological process (GO): protein refolding; response to heat
Cellular component (GO): cytoplasm; nucleus
Source: RefSeq, a predicted model, not a curated record